Messenger RNA from Olea europaea var. sylvestris, 1556 nucleotides. Its product is annotated as CENP-B homolog protein 2-like. Gene Ontology annotation, cellular component: nucleus. The record is from RefSeq and is a predicted model, not a curated record. Bases 63 to 1556 code for a protein of 497 amino acids. Lineage: Eukaryota; Viridiplantae; Streptophyta; Magnoliopsida; Lamiales; Oleaceae. The transcript has a single exon. Gene Ontology annotation, molecular function: DNA binding.
UAUAAAAGCUAGAUAUUUGGAAGACAUAUUCCAAGCACAUACAAUAUUUUGUUUCCCCUCCAAUGUCUUCUCAUCAUUUGAAAGGAGUAAAAAAAUCAACUUUAACCGAUAAAAUGAGGAGUGCAAUAUGUGAGCAUAAGAAAGAGAAUCCAACUAUUAGCCAAAAAGAUAUGCAAGCAUGGGUGCAACAAAAAUUUGAUUUGACUAUUAGUCAAUCAACAAUAUCGAACACUCUUAAAAGGGCCUCGGAAUAUUUGUCAAAUGAGAUGAAAAAUAGCGACGUUAAAAGGCACAAAUUGGCAAAAUACCAUGAUUUAGAGAAAGUUUUAUAUGAGUGGUUUCUUCAAAGGCAAGAUAAAGUGAACAUGUAUGGAGAAAUUAUUCAAGGAAAAGCAAAAGAGCUUUUGCAAAAAAUGUAUGGUGAAACUAAUCCAGAAUUCAGUUUUUCUAGUGGAUGGUUAGAACAUUUCAAGGCAAGAUAUAGAAUCAAAUCUUAUCGACGUUUUGGUGAAAGUGGUUCAGUUAUCAUGGCGAACAUUGAAAAUGCUUUACCUGGAAUACGAUCAAAACUAGACCAGUUUCAGUUGAAAGAUAUUUACAAUAUGGAUGAAACUAGAUUAUUUUACCGAUUGGAAGUUGAUCAUUCACUUGCUAUCAAGCAGCUCGAAGGACACAAAAAAGAUAAAGAGAGAAUUACUGUUGUUGUUUGUUGCAAUGGUGAUGGAUCUGACAAAAUACCACUUUGGGUUAUUAGUAAGUAUGCAAAUCCUAGAUACUUUAAAAAUGUGAAUAUGAAUAAUCUUAAUUGCAAGUAUCGAUCCAACAAGAAAGCUUGGAUGACUGGCUUGCUUUUUCAAGAUUUUGUUGGUUGGUUUGAUAAGAGAAUGAAUGGCAGGAAGGUUCUCUUAAGAAUAGACUAUUGUCCAGCUCAUCCAAAGGUAGUUGAAGGCUUGAGAAAUGUAGAGUUAUUUUUCUUACCUCCUAACACAACGUAUAAGAUCCAACCAUGUGAUGUUGGGAUUAUUCGAGCAUUCAAAGAUCAUUAUCGUCGUCGUUUUUAUUCUAGCAUCUUACAAGGCCUUGAGGUUGAAGCACCAGAUCCUGAAAAAAUUAAUAUUUUGACAGCUAUUAAUUUUGCUAACAUGACUUGGAAUUUUGAUGUGAAGACAACAACAAUUGCAAAUUAUUUUCGGCAUUGCAAGAUUCGGUCAGAAGAAAACAAUGUUCCCGAACCAGAAGUUGGUGAAUUAGAUGAAGGUAUCCAAGGAUUAAAUGAUGUCAUCUCUAAUUUAUACUAUAGAAAUGUAAUGGAUGUUGAGCAUCUUUUGAACUAUCCUAGCGAGAAUGAUGCAGUUAUGGAAUCACCUACAGACGAAGAAAUUAUUCAAUCGGUAAUGAACAGUAAUGAUGAUGAAAAUGAUCCUGAACCAGAUGAUAGUAGCGUUGUCCCAAAUGUGUCGUCAAAAGAGGCAUUUCAAGCAAUAGUCACCUUAAGCAACUACUUGCUACAACAAGAGCAAAAUAUUCCGGAAGUUGUGUAUGCUCUACAAAGUUAA